GCUCGUUCUUAACAGUCGCGAAUCAUCUUUACCGUAGGGUAGAUGCUUGGAUAGCUAAAUGAUUAAAUAAUAAUUAUUAAUAAUAGUUAUUAACAAUAUUCCAAGUGUUGUGCCAGAGACUUAACGUGUCCCACAGUGAUAUUUAUUAUUUGUGAAAAGUGACUUGGAAAACCAGAAGUUGGAAACUUUAUUAGUGUAUUUUAUUAUUAGCAAUUAAUUUUGCUGCAGAAUAUUAUUUAGAGCACCAUCGUACAAGGAAACAACGCAAGAUGCCUCGGGGGCAACUGGUUCUACCCGCCUGCAUGUUUGGCGCCUUUGUCAUUUGGGCGACGGGGUCGACUGGCCAGUUCAUCCCAAAUCUGAACAACGCGUGUUACGCCUGCCUGUGCCAUGUCGCGACAAUGUGCGACAUGUCGAACGGAUGCGUCGGUGGCUAUUGCGGCCCUUACAACAUCUCCAGGGUGUACUGGGUGGAUGCUGGCAUGGUGGUGCUGCCUGAUGACGUUCCUGAAAGAAACCACGCUUGGUCAGACUGCGCUCGGAGUUUUUCGUGUGCUAAGAGGAUCAUAGCAGGUUACCUCGAAAAAUUUGGGAAAGACUGCAACGGCGAUGGGGUGACCAACUGCUUCGACUACAUGAUGGUGAACGGCAACGGCGGAUACGGCUGCCACGCGCCUCUCAACCGCUCCGCCAACGGUCGCCGGUGGCUCCAGCGGUUCGACCAGUGCCGGCUCUAGAACGUUCUAGAACGAAACUAUAACUUAUAAGUCUACUUGAUCAGCAGUCAGCACCUACGUGGUAUACCACCUACCAUUAUCACCUUCGAAGCAAAUAGUAAGGUCGUUUGUUGGACGCUACCUUGGAGUGGGUCGCCAAACUUCUGCUAGUUGUAAGCAUAGGGUAGGACUACUUUUUCAUGAAAACUCCUUUAUGCUAGGAUAUGAACGAGUGAACAUUUAUAUUGAGAAUUCAAUGUUGCCAGGUAAAAUUUGUAUUUCUAUAAGCUGGACCAUUUUGUGUAUGUAAUGUUACUGGACAAUAUUACAGAAAAUGUCACACGAUAAUGUAAAUUGGAGUUACCUACGUAGAACCAAUGUUUCUGCGAAAUUUUGCUCAAUUUCAAACAAAUUUUGAAGCGUCGACCCAUCGGAAAAUACGCAAGUUUGUUAAUUAAUUCCUUAAUUACUGCGUUGAAUAAUUAUGGGACACACACAAUUAUAUUUUAUUCGGAGAAAUAUAAUUUAAUAAGAACGGAAAUAUUUUUUUUUCUUUCAUUAACAUAGUUCGAAUGCAAUACAGCAACAGCUCAAUUUUGUUGCAAAAUGACAUCUACUUACAACUAGACAAGAUGCCCUGGAUGAACUGUUUAAUAGAUUAGUUUAUAUCAAGCUUAACUCGAUAAUUGCUUCAAGAAAAGUAUCUUUUCGAUAAGGAUAACUAUUUAACUUCGUAUGUAAUAUCUUUAAUAUAGUCUUAAUUACUUAUUCAAUUUCGUAAUGUGACCACGAAUACUUUAUAACUGUUGCAAUUAACAGGCACGAGUCAUCAAACGAUGAUUUGUUUUUAAUUAACAUCUUUCUUCUGGUAAUUAAAAUUUUUGUUCUAAAUAUUGUAUUUUUUAUACAUUUGCUCAAUUUGAAGUGCAAUUUUAUAUUAGUUUAGUUUUAUUAGGAAGUUACUUGUAUAAUUCAACCUUUCCGAUGGUCAAUACAAUACAUCACACUGCGAUGUCAUGCUUCUUUCCUGACUAUUUUUGCAUGAUCUAUCUAGUUAUUUAUGAAAGUACUUUAUAGGUCAGUAAAUACAUUUUUUAUAAUA
Molecule: messenger RNA, 1818 nt
Organism: Ostrinia nubilalis (European corn borer)
Lineage: Eukaryota; Metazoa; Arthropoda; Insecta; Lepidoptera; Crambidae
Exons: 5
Coding region: 270-737 (155 amino acids)
Molecular function (GO): lysozyme activity
Source: RefSeq, a predicted model, not a curated record